AUGGGCAAGCACCGCAAACGUCAAACCAAUAAACAACGGAAUGCCACUCUGAAUCCGUCAUCAUCACCGCUUAGUCCUCCUCCUCCUCCAGCAGCAUCUUCUGACUCUGCAAUCGUUCUUACUUCCGAUGAGGAAGAAGAACAGCCACCCCAAGAUCAGCGUCGACAUCGACAGCAGCAACAACGACAACGACAACUACAACUACAACUACAACCACCCCUGCCUGAGGAAGAUGACGAUGAUUGGGCGAGGCAGCGCGAUGCGGAGCAAGGGAUUGUCGAUACUUCGGCCGGUAUCGAGCCAGACGAACAAGACAAAGAACGUGGCGUGACGACCACCCAUUCAUUCGCUAUCUCUAAUUUCCAUUAUAGUUUCCAUUUAUCUCGACCUUAG
Messenger RNA from Zychaea mexicana, 393 nucleotides. RefSeq lists its product as uncharacterized. The coding region runs from base 1 to 393 and encodes 130 amino acids. Lineage: Eukaryota; Fungi; Mucoromycota; Mucoromycetes; Mucorales; Lichtheimiaceae. The record is from RefSeq and is a predicted model, not a curated record. The transcript has 3 exons.